CACAAAAUGUUAACUAUUUACAUGUAUGUAAUUAGCUUUAGCAGAGCCUCUCGAACCGAUCGUUGAGUCUUGUAACGUCACAGCGCAAGGGAGAUGCAUCUAUACCGUUGAUGAGAACUCGCCAGAGGAUGUAACACUGGUCUGUAUGGUCUAUAACGUUCGACCUCCACUAGGUCUGACAUGGGUUAGAAGUGAUGGAAGAGUACCGGAAAAUGCAACUCAACAGAUGCAGGAGAAAGAUGGGCUUUUCAAUAUUUCUUCCAAAAUUCAGGUAACGAAGGCUGAUUUUGAUAAACAAUAUACCUGUGAAGCCAAUGGAGAUGCCGUAAAUGGAACCUCGUCAAUGAAAAUUACUAUAAUUGAGGGUGAUGUUGCAACAGAUUCUCAUGAUCGUGGGAUCAACAAAAGUCUUAUCACCAGCAUCGUUAUUAAUUUCAUUCUACUAAUCCUAUUUGUGUCAUGCCUGAUCUAUUACAAGAAAUAUGGAUCCCCCGGUCCAUUAGGAGUUGUGAAACUUCAAAAGCCAGAACAACUUGGUGAUAUCGAAUCACAACCCUUGACGGAUCAGGAAGAGCUAACCGCGACAAAACUCAGUCAGAAAAUUGAAUUAUUGGAAAACGAAAGAAAGGAAGAUCGGGCUUCUUUUGAAGAGGAAAAACGUGUGAUAGAAUCAAACUGGCAGAAGACUGUAAAUGAUCAGUUCGAGAAGCUGAAAACUCAAGAGCUUACAGUGACAAAACUCAGUAAGAAAAUUGAAUCAUUGGAAAGCGAAAGAAAGGAAGAUCGGGCUUCGUUUAAAGAGGAAAAACGUGUGAUAGAAUCAAACUCGCAGAAGACUGUAAAUGAUCAGUUCGAGAAGCUGAAAACUCAAGAGCUUGCCGUGACAAAACUCAGUCAGAAAAUCGAAAGAAAAGAUCGGGCUUCGUUUGAAGAGGAAAAACGUGAGAUCGAAUCAAAAUGGAAGAAGAUUGUAAAUGAUCAGGUUCAGAUGCUGAAAACUCAAGAGCUUACCGUGACAAAACUCAGUCAGAAAAUUGAAGUAUUGGAAAACGAAAGAAAGGAAGAUCGGGCUUCGUUUGAAGAGGAAAAACGUGAGAUCGAAUCAAAGUGGCAGAAUACACAUAGUAUCGUCGAGAAGCUGAAAACUCAAGCUAAAGUUGGAGUAAGGAACAACAUUCUGAAGAAGCUUGCCAAUACGAAAUGGGGAACAGAUGCCAAAACCAUCCGUACAACAGCGCUUGCUCUAUACCACUCAACUGCUGAGUAUGCAGCCCCUGCCUGGUGUACGUCAUCCCAUGCUGCAAAGAUUGAUCCAGCCAUGAAUGCUACCUACAGAGCAAUUACUGGCUGCCUGCGACCAACAAGAGUAGAUGAUCUUUACCUACUGUGUGGCAUUGCUCCUCCACACAUCAGAAGUGAGGUGUCAGCACAGGAGGAAAAAAUCAAGCAAGAAGAUAACCCUUUUCAUCCACCCUCUGAACCAGCCAAAAGAAACUCAAGUCAAAACGUAGCUUCCUUCACUCGCCUGAACCCUCGAUGGCUCUGCUCACAAUCAAAGGGUCAACAUUAUGGUCCGACCACCUCCAGGCUGUGA
Messenger RNA from Lytechinus variegatus (green sea urchin), 1594 nucleotides. RefSeq lists its product as uncharacterized. Bases 146 to 1594 code for a protein of 482 amino acids. Lineage: Eukaryota; Metazoa; Echinodermata; Echinoidea; Temnopleuroida; Toxopneustidae. The transcript is spliced from 9 exons. The record is from RefSeq and is a predicted model, not a curated record.